AUGAACAAUCAUCUUACUCACCAAAGCUCAGAGCUUUCAACUCUUUCUCCACAAUGGAUCGACGAAUCUGAAGAUGGCGACGAUUCCCAACUGUUUUUCGUCACCAGUUACUCUGACUUUUCUUCACUCGCCCACGGCCCUCGUGGAAGUGAAGCCAAACAAUCUCUCUACGUCUAUCGAUUCAACCCUGCUGAUGGAUCGCUCGUCCUUGUGAACAUUCAAGGCGACCCCAAGACAGUAAUGAACCCCGCCUUUUCCCGCUACCACCCACAAAAGAACGUCGUCUACACAUGUACUGAAGACUGCAUGAACAACGGAAAAAUCUUUGCCUACAAGAUGGGGGCAGACGGCACCUUGGAACAAUUUGGCGAUGCUGUUGACGCCGGUGGUACCUCCACAUGCUACUUGACAAUUGAUCGCGAGCAAAAGAAUAUGCUGGCUGUCAACUACUGGGAUUCCACUCUUGCAGUCAUUCCCAUGGACCCAAUGACCGGUGCUCUUGAGGGGCCCAUCAAACACAUGUAUGAUCCCAAGCACGGCCAAAAGAUGUUGGCUGCCCAUGGUGGAUGCAACCACUCCAACAACGACGACUCGACCAUCCAAAUGAGACAAGCAGAUCCUCAUUCCCAUGCUCUUGUAUUGGAUCCCUUUGUAGGCACCGUGGCCUAUGUUCCAGACCUUGGAAAGGAUCUCAUUCGUGAAUUCUAUUACGAUUCCAUUGAAGGAAAGAUUGGCAUGGAAAUGAACAUUCUUCCAUCUGGGCUUUGCACUGGCAAGCCAGAUGGACCACGAUACUUUCAGUUCCAUCCAAAGUUCAACAUUGGAUAUGUUGUCAAUGAACUCAGUUCGACCAUUGCUGUAUUCGAAGUUGACCGCAAACUUUUGAACGAGAUCCAUGAAGCCUCGAAGUAUGGAGAAGACAUGACUCGGUUCAAGGGAAGAUCCACGCUACGACUUGUACAAAGCAUUGCUACCAUUCCCAGUGCCUUUCCAAAUCUCCUCAACACAUGCGGAAGAAUCUGCGUGCACAAGAACGGACGAUUUGUCGUUGUUUCAAACCGUGGCCACGAAUCCAUCACUGUCUACAAAGUAAAGAUGUCGGGAUGCAAGAGAGGAGAGCUCACCUUGGUUAACCAUUUCCACACUCGCGGUGAAUGUCCACGUCAUUUCCAAUUCGAUAACAGCGGCCAGUACUUGCUUGUUGCCAACCAAGAUUCAGACUCCAUUGCUGUCUUCAACUUCAACUUGAGCAACGGAGAUCUCAGAUACUCUGGCAAUGAAUACCGUGUCCCUUCUCCCAACUUUAUCUGCUGCUGCCCCACUCGCGACGACGAUACUCCCACUCCUCCCACUCCUACCGAGAUUCAGCCAGUAGUAGUGGAACGCGAGUCCGGCAAUGCAUCUGAUAGUGAUGACAGUACCAUGCAUGCGUCGCGCAUCAUGCGAAAGAAUGGUGAGAAACAGCUCAUGGACGAGCUAGACAAGGCUCGGGCCGAAAUUGCUCAGUUGAAGCAAAUGCUAGAAGCCAAGUAA
This is a messenger RNA of Cylindrotheca closterium, 1533 nucleotides long. The record is from the annotation of a GenBank genome assembly. NCBI's taxonomy places the organism in Eukaryota, Bacillariophyta, Bacillariophyceae, Bacillariales, Bacillariaceae.